Malania oleifera is the source of this 1085-nucleotide messenger RNA. Its product is annotated as heavy metal-associated isoprenylated plant protein 4. NCBI's taxonomy places the organism in Eukaryota, Viridiplantae, Streptophyta, Magnoliopsida, Santalales, Ximeniaceae. The transcript has 4 exons. Bases 1 to 972 code for a protein of 323 amino acids. Gene Ontology annotation, molecular function: metal ion binding. The record is from RefSeq and is a predicted model, not a curated record.
AUGGCAAAAGAAGAGAAGAAUCAGGAUAAAGAUGUUGAGGUGAUUACUGCUGUAUACAAAGUUAACCUUCAUUGCCCUCAAUGUGCAUGCCAGAUCCAGAAGCCCCUCUUGAGAACCCAAGGGGUGCAUGAAGUGGAGGUCCAUAUGGAGAGGAAUGAAAUUAGGGUAAAGGGCAGGAUUGAGCCCAAAAAGAUGCAUGAAAGAAUAAAGAAAUUGUGUAAGAGAGAGGUAGAGAUGAUGGUCCCUGCUGCUGCUGCUCAAGGAAAGGCCAAGGAUGGCAAUAAUGUGACAGAGAAGACACUAGUGAAGGAGACUAAAGAAGUCACAGUGGCCCAACAAAAGAACAAGGAUGGCCUUGCAACAGAGAAGAUAAUGGUGAAGGACACUAAAGAACAAAAACUAUGCACAACAAGAAUAAAGGUUCACUUGCACUGCGAAAAAUGUGGUCAUGACUUGGAGAAGAAGUUGAUCAAGAAUAAAGGUGUGUAUAAUGUUAACAUUGAUGUACAAGCUCAGAUUUUAAUAGUUGAAGGAACCAUUGAGCCUGAGAAACUGCUUGGAUACAUACAAAAGAAGGUGCACAAGCAUGCAGAGAUCAUUACCCCAAGACCAGAACAAGAAAAGGAGGAGCAAAACGAAAGCCUGAAAGUAGAGACAAAGAACAUGAAAGUAAAGAAAAAUGUAGGAUUCAAAGAAGAAAAGGGUGUGGAGCUAAAAAUCAAGGAUGGGGAAGCAAAGAACAUAGAAGUAAAGAAAAAUGUAGGAUUCAAAGAAGAAAAGGGUGUGGAGCUAAAAAUCAAGGAUGGAGAAGCAAAGAACAUAGGAGUACUAAAGAAAAGUGUAGAGUUUAAGGAAGAAAAGGAUGAGGAGCUAAAGAUGAAGGAUGGCAAUAAUGUUCCAUAUUUCAUUCAUUAUGCCUUUGCCCCUCAGAUUUUUAGUGAUGAAAAUCCAAAUGCAUGUUCUAUAUUGUAGAUGGGUACCAAACACUAGCUCUUAAUAUCUAUAUAUAGCAUUGUAAUUAGAUGGGUUAAUUAACAUGCCCGACUCUACAUUUAAUUGGGAACAUACAAUUUGAGCUUUUGCUU